AGACACUGUCGUCUUCACACAAUUCAGACAAAACUCCAUAGCUGUCUAGAGAGAAAGAACUAAAAAAAAAUGUCGAAAGAAGUGAGCGAAGAGGGACAAACCCACAGCCAUGGGAAAGACUACGUCGACCCUCCACCAGCUCCCCUUCUCGACAUGGGAGAGCUCAAGUCUUGGUCUUUCUACAGAGCCCUCAUCGCCGAGUUCAUCGCCACACUCCUCUUCCUCUACGUCACCGUCGCCACCGUCAUCGGCCACAAGAAGCAAACGGGUCCUUGCGACGGCGUCGGUUUGCUAGGGAUCGCUUGGGCCUUCGGUGGUAUGAUCUUCGUCCUCGUCUACUGCACCGCCGGUAUCUCUGGUGGUCAUAUUAACCCAGCUGUGACGUUCGGUCUGUUCUUGGCGCGUAAGGUGUCUUUGGUGAGAGCUGUUGGGUACAUGAUAGCUCAGUGUCUUGGAGCUAUCUGUGGUGUGGGUUUCGUGAAAGCUUUCAUGAAGACUCCUUACAACACUCUCGGUGGGGGAGCUAACACUGUAGCCGACGGUUACAGCACCGGGACUGCUCUUGGAGCUGAGAUUAUUGGGACGUUCGUUCUUGUUUACACCGUGUUCUCUGCUACUGACCCUAAGAGAAGCGCCCGUGACUCUCACAUCCCCGUUUUGGCUCCACUUCCUAUUGGAUUUGCUGUGUUCAUGGUGCAUUUGGCAACCAUCCCCAUUACUGGAACUGGAAUUAACCCAGCGAGGAGCUUUGGUGCUGCUGUUAUCUACAACAACGAGAAGGCGUGGGAUGACCAUUGGAUCUUCUGGGUUGGACCGUUCGUGGGAGCACUAGCAGCAGCAGCUUACCAUCAGUACAUUUUGAGAGCUGCAGCAGUUAAGGCCUUGGCCUCAUUCCGAAGCAGUGCAACCAACUGAUGAAUGUGAAGAAACAGAAACAGCUUUAAGAUUCGUUAUGCUUUUUAUUUUUAUUUGUUGCUUUAUUUGUGUGUUAAUGAGAGAGAGAGAGCUUAAGUUUGGUGGAUUGAUUAUUAUGUUAAUUAUGGAAUGGGUGCAUGGUUUUUUCCUACCUACUUUGUUAGCUUUUCAGUAUGUAGUUUAGUCUGGUGUGUCUUGAGAAUCAUUUUAAUUUGUUAGUUAUAUCCUUCUCUA
Molecule: messenger RNA, 1149 nt
Organism: Brassica rapa (field mustard)
Lineage: Eukaryota; Viridiplantae; Streptophyta; Magnoliopsida; Brassicales; Brassicaceae
Product: aquaporin PIP2-7
Biological process (GO): transmembrane transport
Cellular component (GO): membrane
Molecular function (GO): channel activity
Source: RefSeq, a predicted model, not a curated record